GAGGUCUCUAGUUGUAGCCCAGAAUUCUAUAGGAUUAUAAGAGUCGAUGCAUGGAGAUCAAUAUAUAGCCUAUAACACUGUCGGCUACAGCAAUAGUGCCGCUUCCCAAACAGAUGAAGAUAAUGUUUAUGAAUUAUCGGAUGAUCUAGAAACCAUAGAAAAUGAUGCAGCUGUGAAACAAGACGAUCCCGAGAAUGUGGUAGAAACAGCAACAGAAAUUGAUGACACUUAUGCCGUCGUACCUGACGUAUCUGUUGUAAAAAAUGUGUUCCAGAAGCAAGAACUUCCCGCAAAUCCAAAGAAAUGCUCUAACUUAAGAGUUGUGAUCAUUUUGACCUUUGUGAUAGCUAUAGUGUCGGUCCUUCUUGCUGUCUCCUUCUUUACUUACGGUCAGUUACAGAGUGCUACCAUAUCAGAGGAUAUUCAAGCUCUUCAUAACAAUACUGCCAAAGAUAUUCAUGCUCUAAAUGUCAAAUAUCAAGAUCAAAUAAAGAGUUUGACAACUCGAAUAAUGGAGUUAGAAGUGUAAUUGAAUGGAACAGUUCGCAAUGAGAUUAACAAUGCCUUUCAUAGUUUACAGAUGGAGUCAAGUGCGAUUAAUGAGACUCUGCUUAAAGUGAUUGAAAACACUUGGCUAAGUCUUCGAGGUCUAGAGGAGCAAGUUUUGUCGACUAGGUUCUUAACUCCGAUAAGCUCCUGUAACGACAUUCCAGAAAACACUUCAGGAGAGUUCUGGAUGCUGAGGUCUAUUAAUGGCAGUGGUUCAUUGAUGAAGGUUUAUUGCGAUGCUACUCUCAGGAAUUGCAGCUGUGACACAAGUGGUGCUUGGAUGAGAAUAGCUCACAUCGACAUGACAGAUCCUAGUCAUCACUGCCCCGAUGGAUUCAAAACUAUUAACAGGACGGAGAAACCAUUACGAACAUGCGGGAGGCCUGAAGAAUUUACUGGUGAAUGUGUUUCUUCUACUUUCCCUGUGCAUGGAACCGAGUACUCCCGUGUAUGUGGUAGAGUUAUUAGCUACCAAUAUGGAUCACCAAACGGAUUUGCACCGUUUUUAUUUCGAGUUUCUUCACAAAGUAUAGAUGGUGCCUAUGUUGAGGGCAUACUUCUUACACAUGGGACACCACGGCAACAUAUUUGGUCUUUUGUAGGAGCUCUGGGCGAAAAUCUAUCAAUGGAUCGAAACUUUCAAGUUGCUAACGUUUGCCCGUGCAUGCUCACAAAUAAUGAUGGCUAUUAUUUACGGAAUAUCACUAUUCCACCUUGGGUGGGAAACAGCUAUUUCUGUGAUACAGCCAAAGAAGAUACGAAUUACAAUGCCACCCUUCUCUACUCUGAUGAUCCACUCUGGGACGGUGAGGGAUGCGAGAGUAACAGUACUUGCUGCGAGUUCAACAACCCACCGUGGUUCUGCAAGCAACUCCCUCAGCCAACUACUAACGAUAUCGAGUUGAGGUUGUGUAAGGCAUUUCCAAUUCGAAGUGAAGAUGACACACCAUUUGAACUUGUAGAUAUAUUUAUUAAGUAACUUUUCCUAAUUGAAGUGGCUGAUUUAGAUUUUUUUUUCGUACUAAUUGCUUAUAAUUUAUACCUUCUAUAGCUACGAGUGCAUACGUUUAUAACUAUAUAAUUAUAUGCAUAUAUAUCAUCAUCACAUGUAGUGUUUCAUUGUGUUUUGUCGUGCUCAGUUGUGAUCAUGCAUACAAAGGACUGGUCUGACUGCAUGUAAUCCUUUAUCGUUCUCUCCUAUUAUACUCACUUAAACCAUUAUUUACUUGUAAAAAGAAACAAAUUUGU
This is a messenger RNA of Halichondria panicea, 1797 nucleotides long. RefSeq lists its product as uncharacterized. The coding region runs from base 581 to 1528 and encodes 315 amino acids. NCBI's taxonomy places the organism in Eukaryota, Metazoa, Porifera, Demospongiae, Suberitida, Halichondriidae. The transcript has a single exon. The record is from RefSeq and is a predicted model, not a curated record.